AUGGGGCGCGGGACCCCUGGGGACUGCACAGACCUCGCAGCCGCUGCGCGCCCGCUGACCGAUUCCCUUCUCGCUUCCCUUGCAGAGCACUACAAACACCACUGGUUUCCCGAGAAACCUUUCAAAGGCUCUGGGUAUCGCUGCAUCCGCAUCAAUCACAAAAUGGACCCCAUUAUCAGCAAGGCAGCCAGCCAGAUCGGACUCAGCCUCCCGCAGCUCUACCAGCUCCUGCCCAGCGAGCUCACGCUCUGGGUGGAUCCCUACGAGGUCUCGUACCGCAUCGGUGAGGACGGCUCCAUCUGUGUCUUGUACGAAGCGACGGGAACAAAACCUGCGAGCUCCUAUGGGAUGCUCACCUGUAAGAACCAGCUGAUGUUAGGUCGCACCAGCCCUUCCAAAAACUACAUCAUGACUGUCUCCAGCUAA
Mesitornis unicolor (brown roatelo) is the source of this 426-nucleotide messenger RNA. RefSeq names its product BTG family, member 2 (gene BTG2). Gene Ontology annotation, cellular component: nucleus; cytoplasm. The transcript has a single exon. Gene Ontology annotation, biological process: negative regulation of mitotic cell cycle; negative regulation of cell population proliferation. NCBI's taxonomy places the organism in Eukaryota, Metazoa, Chordata, Aves, Mesitornithiformes, Mesitornithidae. The coding region runs from base 1 to 426 and encodes 141 amino acids. The record is from RefSeq and is a predicted model, not a curated record.